This is a messenger RNA of Necator americanus (New World hookworm), 1503 nucleotides long. RefSeq lists its product as uncharacterized. The record is from RefSeq and is a predicted model, not a curated record. Lineage: Eukaryota; Metazoa; Nematoda; Chromadorea; Rhabditida; Ancylostomatidae. The transcript has 13 exons. Gene Ontology annotation, cellular component: extracellular region. The coding region runs from base 1 to 1503 and encodes 500 amino acids.
AUGCUUCCCAUUCUGCUGGUAAUACUGAUACUAUACCAUGCUGUGCCACCUAUGGCCGCCCAGCUAGAGGCAUGCGACGAAAAUAACCUCGGCGAUUAUCGGGAACUGUACUUGAAAACCCACAACGAUUACAGACUCUCACUUGCAAAAGGACAAGUAGAAGCAGAAUCCGGGAAACUGCCAGGAUCGGAAAGCUUGUUCAAAUUUAAGUAUAACUGCCAACUCGAAGGGCUCGCUAUGGCUGUUGCUAUGACAUGUGAACGUAAACCUUUGUUAAACAUGAAACAACUCGGAUAUGGUCAAAACUAUUACUGGACUAGAAAAGUCAACAAUGAUAUAGUAGACGCCGUAGACAAGGUUCAAGAUCGUUUCAAUUUUGCUGUUGAAGAAUGGUGGUAUACGGUAGAGGAUGCGAAAAUCGGUCCAGAUGUCAUAUAUGACGAUGAAGCGGUGGAGCCAUUUGCAAACAUAGCUUACAACAAAUCGAUAUCCUUUGGGUGUUAUAACAAUCGAUGUGGAUCCGAUCCUUACAGUCUCGCUACGGCCUGUGUAUACGGCGCCAUUCCUGAAACGGGGAAACCGCUGUACUUACCUGCAGAAACCACAGAUGGCUGUACCAACCAUACAACGUGUAGCGACCUAAAUGGUAAAUGUAUUCCCGCAGGUGACGCGUCAGGACUUGGAGGACUCUGCGGGACGGAUUUAAAGCAAGUAACAGAUGCACCGGCUGCAGACACAACAGAAAACACCACACCAGUAACAUCGGCUACAGACGAAACUACGGUGGACUCGACAACAGCUGAAACUACGGUGGACUCGACUACAACCACAGUCACAUCGACUACAGUCGAAACUACAGUGAAAUCGGCUACUGACGAGACUACGGUAGAAUCCAAUACACAACAAACGACUGUUGCACCAACAACAGCUGCUAGUGAAAUGGAUGAAACAAUACGAAAAGAAAUACUUCGCACGCACAACGAUUACAGAUCACUGCUUUCUCAAGGGUAUGUUAGAAAUGGGAAAGUAGGAAAGCCAAAUCUUCCAACAGCUACCAAUAUGCUCACAAUGAAAUACGAUGAGUCUAUGGAAACGGAGGCUCAAGCGUAUGCGGAUCAGUGUAGUCUCGUUGGAUCUGGUCCGAAUUCGGGCCAAAACACUCAUGUCAUUAAAUCAACAUCGGUUACUGCGCUCGAUGCAUUUAAGCAGUCUAUGCGAACAUGGUGGGAACAGAUCUCCUCAACCUCCGUGGGAUCAAAUUUGAAAUACACUGACACCUUAGAAGAGAAGAAAAACGCACCCACGAGUUUCACUCAGAUGGCGUGGGCUGAAACCUACAAAGUCGGAUGCGGGAUAAAACGCUGCUCCUCCAAAACCUUCGUAGUCUGCCGCUACGAUCCACCUGGAAACAUCCUCGACAAAAACAUCUACGUACAAGGCGCUAUCUGUGGAAUUUGCCGAAGCAACUGCAUUGCAGCACUCUGUCCAACACCUGAAAACUAA